This is a messenger RNA of Rhizopus microsporus ATCC 52813, 618 nucleotides long. Its product is annotated as phosphatases II. Gene Ontology annotation, biological process: protein dephosphorylation. Gene Ontology annotation, cellular component: cytoplasm. Lineage: Eukaryota; Fungi; Mucoromycota; Mucoromycetes; Mucorales; Rhizopodaceae. The record is from RefSeq and is a predicted model, not a curated record. Gene Ontology annotation, molecular function: protein tyrosine/serine/threonine phosphatase activity. The transcript is spliced from 2 exons. Bases 1 to 618 code for a protein of 205 amino acids.
AUGUCCAUAAUACCAACUCAAUCAGACUUAUUCCAGACCUUAGAAAAUGGAUUAGACGGAAAACCUGGUGGUAUACUCAUUACUAGUAUCGGUGAACAGAUAACAGACUAUAUUUGGCUUGGUGGAUUCAGAACACUGGAAUCACGAGAGUUUUUAGAAGAUAACCAAAUCAAGCAUGUCCUAAGCUUGGGUCACUUUAAGCGUUGUAAACCGCCUAUCGAGGUCAAUCACAAGAUCAUUGCUGUCAAAGAUGACCCAGAAGCUCACUUGAUACAACACUUUCCCGAGGCUAUAGAAUUUAUCUCGAACGCAGUAUCCAAAAGAGAACAUGUCCUUGUUCAUUGCUUAGCUGGUGUAUCAAGAAGCCCCGCGAUUUUAGCAGCCUAUUUGAUGGCUACCGAGAAUUGGACAGUCGAAGAGGCUUUGGCCAAUAUUCAAAAGGCAAGACCGUUUAUUAAUCCUAAUAGAGGAUUCUUGAACCAGUUACAACUAUUUCAACAAAUGAAAUGUCACUUUGAUGAAAAACAUCCUGCCUAUAUAAAAUAUCUAAAGGAACAUCCCAUAGACACUAGCCAUUUGGGUCAUGAAAAGAGUGAGUAUGAAUCUUCAUGCAACUAA